Messenger RNA from Meloidogyne enterolobii, 2760 nucleotides. The record is from the annotation of a GenBank genome assembly. NCBI's taxonomy places the organism in Eukaryota, Metazoa, Nematoda, Chromadorea, Rhabditida, Meloidogynidae.
AUGUCUUUAACUUUGGAUAAUUCUUUUAAUAAUGAAUAUGAUUAUUCUGACGACAUUUAUGACGAAUCUUUGUGGUCUACUACAAGCUUUUGUGCUGAUCCGCUUUUGACCUAUUCUCCAAACUCAACAUUCUUUUCAAUCAGUAAUUGUCUCCAACACGCAAUUUUGGAUCAACUAGCCCCCUUACUUUUACUAAUUUCUUUGCCUAUUUUGUGGAUUACCUUAUCUAAUGCUAAAAUUGAAUAUAAAGCAACUAAAGAAGAAGAGGAGGAAGAAGAAGAAAUACAAGAAUUUGGGAGGGCACCUCAUAGUGAAAUUGAAUUAAUUAAAAAAGUUUUAAUAGCAGUUUUGGCUGGUUCUCGUUUAUUUCUCUUUGUAAUAGCCAGUUAUGAAUUACUUUGGCAAAACAAACCAAUUCCUUUAGUUGAAUUGUUUUAUCCUCUAACACAUUUAAUUACUUUGGCUUUUCUUUUUUAUUUCACCGAACAAUUUCUUCGCCUUUCUUUAGCCCCUCCAGGGCCAAUAUUUUGUGUUUGGCUAUUUUUUGUUUUGACUGGUUUACCUGAACUUUUUAAUUUAAUUAAUUAUUGUUUUGGAAAUGAAUUUUAUUUUUUGUCUACUUGUAUAGCCAAACUUGUGUGGUGGCCAUUAUGCCUUUUCCAAUUUAUUCUUAAUUGUUUUUCGACUAUUCCAACUGGACAGUCAAACCAAUCACCAGAAGAAAAAGUUUCCUUCGUCAACAACCAAUUAUUUAUUUGGUUUGACCCUCUAGUUAAAAUUGGUCAUAAAAGACCUAUAGUUGAAAAGGAUGUUUUCCGUUUGCUUCCGGAAAUGGGUGCUAAAAGACUUUUCCGAAGGUGGUGCAAAGAAAGGGCAAAACAACAGAUUGGGAAGAGUGGUGACUUUAAUUAUUCAACUUCCCAACUCAACGGCCCAUCAAAACAAAGCAAAGAAAAUAUUCAAAAUUACAAUGAACGAACACCUUUAUUACCAACUUACAAAGAAAAACAACAAAAAUUAAAAAACAAAAAGCCUCCCUCAAUAAUUAAUUGUUUAUGGAAUUUAUUUAGAUGGGAAAUUAUUGGGGCGAUGAUUGCUAAAUUAUUUAGCGAUUUAUUACAAAUUACAACACCUUUACUUUUAGGCCAAUUAAUUUCGUUUACUGAGGAUAUAAGUUUGCCUAAUUGGUGGGGAUUUUUAUUAGCUGGAGGGCUUUUUCUGGCAUCAGAAAUGCGAUCUCUUCUACAAAAUAAUUAUUUUAAUAUGAUGAACAGUGUUGGUUGUAAAGUUCAAUCUGUUUUGACCUCUGCAGUUUAUGCAAAGACCCUUCGUUUAUCUAGCAGUGCGCGUCAUGGAAGAACUAGCGGGGAAAUUGUAAAUUUAAUGGCAAUUGAUGUUGAUCGUUUUUACCAAGUAAUUCCUUUAUUACAACAAAUUUGGUCUAGCCCUCUUCAAGUUGUUCUCUCUCUCUUUGUUCUUUAUCAAGUUAUGGGUUGGUCUGUUAUUGGAGGGGUUCUUUUUAUGAUUGCUUUAAUUCCUUGUAAUUUGUGUGUUGUUAGACGGACAAAAAUAUGGCAGAUGGAGCAAAUGACGCUCAAAGAUUCAAGACUUCGAAUGCUAAAUGAAGUCCUUACUGGCAUUCGAGCAGUUAAACUUUAUGCUUGGGAAGUGCCAAUGAAACAAGUAAUUGACGAGAUACGUGAACACGAAGUUAAAUUAAUUAGGAAAGCUGCUUUGCUUCGUACUUGUUCUGAUGUUCUUAAUUUGACUUCUCCUUACUUUGUAUCAAUAAUAACUUUUGCUCUCUAUAUUUUCUCUGAUCCGAUCCACAAUAUUUUAACCCCAGAAGUUGCUUUUGUAUCUUUAACUUUAUUUUCUCAAUUACGCAUUCCAAUGAUGGUUUUGGCUGAAUUAAUUGGACAAUUAGUACAAACGGCUGUUUCAAAUCGAAGACUAAAACAUUUUUUGGUAGCUGGUGAAAUUGAUCCUGAAGCUGUUGAAAGGGAUUUGGAUCCUCAAUAUGAGAGAGCAAUAGAUGUUGAAUUUGCCUCUUUUGAUUGGAAAACAAAAACAAAAAAAUUAGUAAAAACACAUUCUCACCUUCCUCCCGGUCACCAACAUUUAAUUCGUGGAUCAACAACAAAUAUUUGUAUUCCCUACUCCUUAAAUAACCUCGAACUUCAUUUACGUCGUGGUUUGUUGGUUGCUGUUGUUGGAAGAGUUGGGGCUGGGAAAACUUCCCUUUUACAUGCUUUACUGGGAGAGAUGAAUAAAGUUUAUGGAUUUGUGGGUCUUCGUGGACGUGUAGCUUACGUGCCGCAACAGCCGUGGGUACUAAAUAGAACAGUUCGUGAGAAUAUUCUCUUCUCUAAUCUGGAUGACGGUGAAAAACCAAACGAAGAAUUAUAUGCCCGUGUAGUUGAUGCUUGUGCUCUUAAAUCUGAUUUUGCUGUUUUACCUGAAGGUGAUCAAACAGAAAUUGGCGAACGUGGAAUUAAUCUUUCGGGAGGACAGAAAGCUAGGGUAAAUUUGGCUAGAGCUUUAUACCAUCAAGCAGAUAUUUAUUUACUUGAUGACGUUCUCUCUGCUGUUGAUGCUAUUGUAGGAAGACAUUUAUUCGACCUAGCAAUAGGUCCUGAAAGUUUGACUAAAGGAAGUACAAGAGUACUAGUUACACAUUCUUUGGCUUAUUUGGCUGAAACUGAUUGGAUUGUUGUGAUGGAAGGUGAGGGAUUUCUAAAAAGUUUCCGGUUUUCCUGA